AUGGGAAACGUUCUAGGAAGCAUGUUCAGCCGUGUGUGGGGAGGCAACAAGGAGAUUCGAAUCCUGAUUAUUGGAUUGGACGGUGCCGGCAAGACCACCAUUCUGUACCGGCUACAGCUUGGUGAAGUUGUGGACACAGUCCCCACCAUUGGUUUCAACGUGGAAACCCUGACUUACAAAAACCUCAAACUCAACGUGUGGGAUCUCGGAGGACAGACCAGUAUCCGACCAUACUGGCGAUGCUACUACGCCAACACAGCUGCUAUCAUUUUUGUGGUCGAUUCCACCGACAAGCAGCGAAUCGACAUGUGCAAGGAGGAGCUGCAUUCCAUGCUGGAGGAGGACGAGUUACAAAACGCAGUGCUGCUCGUUUUCGCCAACAAGCAGGAUCAGGAGGGAGCCAUGACCGCGGCGGAGGUAUCCACUGCUCUCGAUCUCGUUUCGCUCAAGGAUCGAAGCUGGAGCAUCAUGCCCUGCAGUGCUCUGAAGGGAGAGGGUCUUAGUGAGGGUCUGGACUGGCUCACUGGUGUUAUUAAGGAGGAGGUAUUGUAA
Messenger RNA from Yarrowia lipolytica CLIB122, 552 nucleotides. RefSeq lists its product as uncharacterized. Gene Ontology annotation, biological process: intracellular protein transport; vesicle-mediated transport. Gene Ontology annotation, cellular component: Golgi apparatus; cytoplasm. The record is from RefSeq and is a predicted model, not a curated record. NCBI's taxonomy places the organism in Eukaryota, Fungi, Ascomycota, Dipodascomycetes, Dipodascales. Gene Ontology annotation, molecular function: GTPase activity; GTP binding.